ACUUCCUUUUAUAGCAAAAAAGUUAAGCCAUGGAAGAAAUUAUACCCUCAUCUUCUCCACCCCAACUUUGUCAAGAAAACUCAGUCUCAUUCCAACAACGUCUCCAGUUCAUAGUUCUGAACAGGCCUGAAUGGUGGGUGUAUUCGAUUUUCUGGCAAGCCUCCAAAGACAGCAAUGACCAGGUUGCCUUGUCAUGGGCUGGCGGCCAUUUCAAAAGCCCUAGGGACUUGGCAUCCAAAAGAAGCAACAAAAUGGUCAAUAAUAAACAUUUUUUUGAGAGGAAGAAGGUGAUUAACAACAGAGAAGCUGAAUCUCUUUUGAAUGAAGAAAUGGACUUGGACAUGAGGCUGGUUGAUCAUGGAGUCGGAGAUGUUACUGAUUCUGAGUGGUUUUACUUUUACAGCAUUUCUUUAACCCAGUCAUUUGUUGCAGGCCAUGCGACAAAUAAUAUUCUGGGCCGUUCGUUUUGCUCUGGUGGUUUUGUUUGGCUUGCAGGUGACCAUGAGCUUCAGUUUUAUGAGUGUGAGAGAGUGAAAAAGGCCAGAAUGCAUGGAAUUCAAUCUCUGGUUUGUAUUGCAACUCCUUGUGGGGUUCUUGAGCUGGCUUCUCCGGAUGUGAUCAAAGAAGAUUUGGGUCUUGUGCAUCUUUCAAAAUCACUAUUUCUAGCAGACAACAACGUUUCAAAGCCGGACAGCCGUGACGGCUAUGCACUUGUUCCUCUCCUGGAAAGUGGGAUGUUUUCGGGAGGUCAAGAAGAUUUGACCAAACAAGGUGAUACAAAAGAAGCUGCACCUAUCAAUAUAGGCGGGUCUUCAUCAAACUCUGUCGACAAUUUCACUUCUGAUAACACAGAGAGUACCCGAUUGAAAAAGAGAGGAGGAUCAUCAUCAAACCAUGCACCACGAUUACUAAACCGUGUCGAGGCGGAGAGACAGAGGCGGGAGAAGCUUAACCAUCGAUUUUAUGUCCUCCGCUCUGUCGUUCCGAAUGUGUCGCAGAUGGACAGAUCUUCUUUGCUUGCUGAUGCUGUGGCAUACAUCAAUCAGCUCAAAGCAAAGAUUGAAGAAUUGGAGGCCAAAAUCCAAUCACAACCCCAAAAUCCCAAAAGGGGAAAUGGGACCAAUGCUGAUCAUCAUCACUAUAGCCAAAGGGCAAGCUCCAUUGUUGAUUUUCAUCAUUCAAACAAUAACAAUACUAAUAGAGCAGCUGCUGCUCUGGAAGUGGAUGUGAAGAUUUUAGGCUCAGAAGCCGUGAUACGAGUUCAGUGUCCAGAUCAAGACUACCCGUAUGCUAAAUUGAUGAAUGCACUCAAAUCCCUUCGGCUACAAGUUUAUCAUGCAAGCAUUUCAAAUGUGAAAGACUUGAUUAUUCAAAAAGUUGUGGUAAGAGUGCCUUAUGGGUUCACUAGUGAUGAGGCCAUGAGAAUGGGUAUUAUAAAAAGAUGGUACAAUUAGUUUCCCUAUAAGGUAAU
Molecule: messenger RNA, 1471 nt
Organism: Prunus avium (sweet cherry)
Lineage: Eukaryota; Viridiplantae; Streptophyta; Magnoliopsida; Rosales; Rosaceae
Product: transcription factor bHLH14-like
Biological process (GO): regulation of DNA-templated transcription
Cellular component (GO): nucleus
Molecular function (GO): DNA-binding transcription factor activity; transcription cis-regulatory region binding; protein dimerization activity
Source: RefSeq, a predicted model, not a curated record